CCUCGAUCACAUCGUCUUUACUUUGACGAUCCCUACAUCUGUACAUUCUGCCUUUAUCUCUAUCUACGAUUCACCCAACGAAAUAUCGAAAUUCACACUUCACUCUAGCAAUCAUGACCGGACUCACAGGAAUGUUCUCCGAACGAUACACCUUUGACGACAUUCCCGAUCAGACGGGCAAGGUCGCCCUCGUCACCGGUGGAAGCGCUGGGAUCGGUGCUCAGAUCGUUCUGGGAUUGGCUCUGAACGGGGCGGAAGUCCACUUCAUCUCGACCACCCCCGCACACGGCGAAGAGACCGAAUCCCACACCAAAUCCGCUCUAACCUCCGCCUCGACCUCUUCGCACGCCUACGCUCAGAGGGCCGCCAAGGGGAAAGUCAUCUACCACCAGCUUGACCUGGGGGACCUCUCCGCCGUCAAGGCUUUCGGGGAAGGGUUCCCGGAGACGAUUGGCGGGAAGGAGAAGGGGUUGGAUCUGGUCGUUUGUAAUGCCGGGAUUGGGGUUGCGGAGUAUGCGAAGACGAAGGAUGGGUUGGCUUGUCACUUCGGCGUCAACCACAUCUCCCACAUGCUCCUCAUCCACACCCUCCUCCCCCUACUAGACUCGACCUCCCAAUUACCUAGGAACGCGGGAAAGAAGGGAGCGGUACGGGUCGUCAUGCAGGCUAGUCAGCAGCAUAAGCUUUGCCCGUCGGACGUCAAGUUUGAGAGCUUUGAGGAGUGUCAGAAGGAUAUCGGAGGGAAUGGCAACUACGCGAGGUCCAAGUUGAUGAACAUCCUCUACGCCAAAGAACUCUCCAUCCGCAAACUCAUCCCUUCGCCCAUCUCCAACCGCAUCCUCACCAUCUCCGUCCACCCAGGCGCAGUCGCCACCGACCAAGAAAAGGCAGCUCAAGAGCCUUAUGGAUUGCUAGGUACCGCGUUGGUGGCGGCCUCGAGGGUGUUCUUCAUGUCCCCCGAACAGGGGUCCGAGAGCGCGCUUUGGGCGGCGACGAGUGGGAAGGUCGAGGGUGACGAGGCGGUGGUCCAAAAGUAUCAGGGAGCGUAUCUGACUCAGCCUAACGAUUCGCUGGGCAACGAGACGAACCAGGCCAAGGAUAUGGAGCUGGCCAAGAGGUUGUGGGAUAUCAGCGUCAACGUCAUCAAGGACAAGGUCGGGGUCGUCAUCGACUACUAGGCGUCUCUGUCCGGUGUCUCCCCACACCCCAUAUUCUAUAUCGACGGCCACCAUUGAUAUGCUACGAUCACAAGCGCCUCAUCGUGUAUGCUCGUCCCUUUUCUCGCUCUAGGCUCUCAACUGUAGUGGCUCGUCUCGUCGUCUUGAAAACAAAUGUGUAGCGAAUAUCGUAAAACAACUUUAUGAUACCCAUUUACGAUCACAGCGAAUACAGUCUCCAUGAUGGUGAUUGGGGAACAAUUGGGGCUCGCUAAACUUGGCA
This is a messenger RNA of Filobasidium floriforme, 1440 nucleotides long. RefSeq lists its product as uncharacterized. The coding region runs from base 114 to 1178 and encodes 354 amino acids. The record is from RefSeq and is a predicted model, not a curated record. Lineage: Eukaryota; Fungi; Basidiomycota; Tremellomycetes; Filobasidiales; Filobasidiaceae. The transcript has 7 exons.